CCACCCACUACAAUAAUCCAGUUCUCAACUCUAACAUAGCAUACACUACACACUUACUCGAUCAGCAAUUCAACUAGUGUAAUUCUUUUGAGAAAGGACAUGCUGUGAGACAACACGGUAGGGAGUCUGUGUGGCGGCCAUCAGCUCUAGAAUGUCAAACAUUUAUACAAUAAGAGAUAUUCUCUGUGGUCAGUGGUCAUCUAGUGAAAGACUAGAUGGCAAAACAGUUAUCAUUACUGGAGCCAAUGCUGGCAUUGGCAAAGAGACAGCACUGGACCUGGCAAAGAGAGGGGGCAGGAUAAUCUUGGCCUGCAGAGACUUGGGCAGAGCUGAGGCGGCACAGAGAGAGAUCAUUGAGAACUCUGGAAACCCCAACAUUGUGACCAGAAAGAUGGAUUUGUCCGACACAAAGUCCAUUCGAGAAUUUGCAGAGUUAAUCAACAGGGAGGAGAAACAAGUGAACAUUCUUAUCAACAAUGCUGGGAUCAUGAUGUGUCCAUACUCUAAGACCGCAGAUGGCUUUGAGAUGCAGUUUGGAGUGAACCAUUUGGGUCACUUCCUGCUCACCUUCCUGCUGAUUGAUCUGAUAAAGAGAUCCAGACCAGCCAGAAUCAUCAACCUGUCCUCCAUGGCUCACAAAUGGGGUAGGAUCCAGCUAGAGGACAUCAACAGUGAGAGGAUCUACCACUCCAGAAGAGCAUAUGGACAAAGCAAAUUAGCCAACAUCCUGAGUAUACGGUCCCUGGCUAAGAGACUAAAGGACACUGGAGUGACAGUUUAUGCAGUCCACCCAGGUAUAGUGAGGACUGAGCUAAAGAGACACAUGAAUUUAGCCCUGCUGAUAUCCUGGAAGAUUGUCAGACCUUUCACCAAAACUAUUGUACAAGGUGCCCAGACCUCCAUCUACUGUGCUGUGGAGCCAGAGCUGGAGACAGAGAGCGGUGGAUAUUACAGUGACUGUAAACCCUCCAGCUGUACCAGGGCUGCCAGGGAUGAUGAGAUGGCUCAGAAACUAUGGGAACUCAGCUGCCAAAUGCUUGGGAUAACAUGGGACUGAACAUCAUCCUUGAAUAUCAUUAUAGAUAGGCUAGAAUAUGUCAAUUGUUUGAAAAGUGCUUGCCUUGAAUUCUUACACAGUAGGUUAUACUAUGGUAUCUAUAGUUAUACUAUUGUUAUGCUAUGCAUACUAUGAAUAUGAAUGCUGUAUACGCAGAGCUUGACUUGGGAUGAAAUUGGUCCAUUAGACUAUGUUCACAGAAAUUCCCAAAUGGCAUUAGCCUAUGCUAUAGAGACCUGAUGAUUCAGUGUUAAGGGUUCAUACUCAGUUUGACAGAUGGAAUUUCAUGACUUUUCCGUUACUUUUAACAAAAUUACCAUGACCAAUAAUUGCUGGUAUCUCUAUGUAGCCUACAUGAGCAUUUGGACAGAGCAAAUUAGCCAACAUUCUCCAUCUGGAAAGCAACUGGGUGUGCAGGCUUUUGAUCCAGCCCUGAAACACACUCGCGUCUGCUUAUCAAGGUCCUGUUGAGCAGCUGAUGUUUAGGCUACAAUCCCACUGGACACAGACGUCAAUUCAAUAUCUGUUCAACAUCAUUUUAUUGAAAUGACGUGGAAACAACGUUGAUUCAAGUGUGUGCCCAGUGGGAAUGUGGUGUGUUAGAGUGGGGCUCGAACAAAAGCCUGCACAAGACAUUAACCUAUACAAGAUCGGUGCCCCCCCCAGGACGGUUGAGCUAACGUGCACUAAUGUGAUUAGUAUGACGUUGUAAGUAACAAGAACAUUUCCCAGGACAUAGACAUAUCUGAUAUGGGCAGAAAGCUUAAAUUUGUGUUAAUAUAACUGCACUGUCCAAUUUACAGUAGCUAUUACAGUGAAAUAAUACCAUGCUAUUGUUUGAGGAGAGUGCACAGUUAUGUCUUUGAAAAUGUAUCAAUAAACUAAUUAGGCACGUUUGGGCAAACUUGAUACAACAUUUUGAACCGUAAUGCAAUGGUUCAUUGGAUCAGUCUAAAACGUUGCACAUACAAUGCUGCCAUCUAGUGGCCAAAAUCUAAAUUGUACCUAAACUGGAAUAAUACAUUGUGGCCUUUCUCUUGCGUUUGAAAUUGAUGGAACAAAAAAACAAAUGUUUUUUUCUUUGUAUUAUCUUUUGUGUUAUAUUCUCCUAUAUUCAUUACAGUAGCUAUCACAUUUCCACAAACUUCAAAGUAUUUCCUUUCAAAUGGUAUCAAGAAUAUGCCUAUCCUUGCUUCAGGUCCUGAGCUACAGGCAGUUAGAUUUGGGUAUGUCAUUUUAUGCGAAAAUUGAAAAAAGGGUCCGAUCCUUUUUUAAGCCUUGAAACAUUUGAGACAUGAGCUGUGUUCAAAUACCCAUACUAACAUACUGUAUACUACAUACUUAAUUAUACUAUUGGUUCAUUUUAGUAUACUGUAAACGAACAGUAUCCUUUCAGUUGAGCGUACUAGAGCUACGCCUGUCUACCUGAAGUUGAUGCUGUUGCUUUGCAACCUCUUGUUAGAAUAACAAAUUACUAGGUAGAUACUUUAUGACUUCGGGUGUGUUCGUAAAUUCAGUCUGGAGUGCCAAUGUGUCCCUUUGUUCAGGGACACAUUAUUCCAUUUGUUAGU
Molecule: messenger RNA, 2628 nt
Organism: Salmo salar (Atlantic salmon)
Lineage: Eukaryota; Metazoa; Chordata; Actinopteri; Salmoniformes; Salmonidae
Product: retinol dehydrogenase 12
Source: RefSeq, a predicted model, not a curated record